Molecule: messenger RNA, 1755 nt
Organism: Mercurialis annua (annual mercury)
Lineage: Eukaryota; Viridiplantae; Streptophyta; Magnoliopsida; Malpighiales; Euphorbiaceae
Exons: 12
Coding region: 254-1507 (417 amino acids)
Source: RefSeq, a predicted model, not a curated record
UGAUAGUUAAAAUUGGUUGCUUUUUAUUUAUAGAUUGAUUGCUUAUUUUGGUAAAAGAACAUCCACUUGUAUAUGCACUUAAUGAGCUUGUUUAAUCUGCUUGCUGACCUGCCCUUUUUUGUAUAAUGAGCUCAUGGAAAUUCCAUAUCUUUCACAUUUUUCUUUUGACAUUUCAUGAAUUACUCUAAAAUUUACUGCAAGCUGUGACUCAUCAGUCAACUUUCUGAUUGGCGUAUAGAAUAAGCAUAAGGAUAUGGGCUGCAUAGUGUCUACAGCGAACGAUUCUGGUGGAAAUAGAAGGAGACCAGGGAAUAUAGGAGAAGUUUUUGUUUAUAUACCUGGUUUUAGAAUACCAAAACCCGUUGAUUUCUCAGUGUCGCUGGGUGACCAGUUGUCAAAGAAUUUAGUGGAACGCCUGUCGGCUUUAAGAACUCGUAUAGUUGUUAUGGCCGGCCAAGAAGCGCCAACAGUCACAAGAACAAAGAGAAAAAGUGCUACUCAACAUGGAGGUUCAACAUUGGCCGAUCUUCAUCAGGCUCUUGAAGAUUACUUGCCUGUUCUACUGGGAUUAGUUAAAGAUGGAAGCCAUCUACAACACAAUGUACAAUUUGUGUGGGUAAACCAAGAAGAUGAUGCAGAGGAAUCGGCUAUGUCUAAUGCAUGGUAUGAGGUGUUAUCAGUUUUGCACUUAAUGGCAAUGUUAUUAUUGUCGCAAGCCAACUUGUUACUUCUUCCAAGAACAUCUACUGAUGGAUAUCAGCCAAAAGUAUCAGCAGAGAGCAGGCGUGCAUCCAUUGAUAUUUUUUUGAAGGCUGCCGGAUACUUGGAUUGUGCAGUCCGACAUGUGCUCCCACAGUUUCCUGCUGUACUAAGGAGAGACUUGCCAGUGGACUUGGCAGAAGGAGUUCUUAGAGCACUUUGUUUGCAAGCUUUGGGGCAGGUUGUUGACAUUCAACUUGGAAUGGCAAUUGAUAGUGCCAAAGCCACUCUUGCAGUAAAGCGAAGGCUUGCAUGUGAGAUGGUGAAGUACUGGCAGCAGGCUCAAGAUAAUCUAAUGAAUCUUCCAUUAGCAAAUGGUUGGGGGGAAAAGCACCGGCUUUUUGUAAAAUGGAAAUAUGUGGAAGCAAAGGCUGCAGCAUAUUAUUAUCAUGGUUUGAUUCUUGACGAGGGGAAUACGGAGAAAUCUCAUGGCAUGGCUGUAGCUGCAUUGCAAGCUGCAGAUGAAUACUUUAAGGAGAGUAGGAGAGCAUGUGAGGCAUUUAAUGCAGCUUCUCCCUUGUCCAGAAAUCCACCACUUUGGGGAACAGAGAAAUAUAUGUCAGAGAAGAUUCCGAAAGAAACUUCCAGCAAGGUGCGAAUCAACCGUGAUCUGUACUCUCACGAAAAAAUAAUGGAGACAGCACCAACAUUACCGGAUUUUGCAUUGUCGCUAAAACCCGAUGAAUACCAGCUUUCUCCGGUGGACUCGUCCUGGAAUGAAGAGAAUGUAAAUCAGCUUACGGGAUAGAUAAAUUGCACAGCUCAAAAGAAACAACAGAUGUUUCAUUCUUCAAUAUGUGUACCAAAGGUUCACUUUUUACUUUUUUUUUCUUAUUUUUUUCCCUUUUCCUUACCACAAAUAUUUGUAGCUUACCCUUGUGAUAGAGCUUUGUACAAGUUCCUUGGUUUGUAAAUCUCAUAAUACUGGAAAAGGGUUCCAUCUUUCUCCAUAAUUCUUAAAUUGAUUAUAGCAAUCAAAAGUGAUUUUCUUUUCAA